UGUGCGCCGUGUUUCUGCUUCAGGUGAACAACAGCACCAUCCUGGGAGCGUCAGGAGACUACGCAGACUACCAGCACCUGAAGCAGAUCAUCGAGCAGAUGGUGAUCGACGAGGAGCUGCUGGGCGACGGUCACAGCUACAGCCCCAAGGCGGUCCACUCCUGGCUGACCAGAGUGAUGUACAACCGGCGCAGCAGGAUGAACCCGCUGUGGAACACCGUGGUGAUCGGAGGUUUCUACAACGGAGAGAGUUUCCUAGGUUACGUAGACAAGCUGGGCGUGGCCUAUGAGGCACCCACAGUGGCCACGGGCUUCGGAGCGUACCUGGCUCAGCCUCUGAUGAGGGAGGUGUUGGAGAAUAAGGUGGAGAUCACUAAGCAGGAGGCUCGGGAGCUGGUGGAGCGCUGCCUCAAAGUGCUCUACUACAGAGACGCUCGCUCCUACAACAGGCACGAGAUCGCCAUAGUAACAGAAGAGGGCGUGGAGAUUAUUGGACCUCUGUCGUCUGAAACCAACUGGGACAUCGCUCACAUGGUCAGGUAGGGUCAGAGGUCACGU
Molecule: messenger RNA, 557 nt
Organism: Plectropomus leopardus (leopard coralgrouper)
Lineage: Eukaryota; Metazoa; Chordata; Actinopteri; Perciformes; Serranidae
Source: RefSeq, a predicted model, not a curated record